Scatophagus argus is the source of this 1918-nucleotide messenger RNA. RefSeq lists its product as uncharacterized. Gene Ontology annotation, molecular function: sodium channel regulator activity. Gene Ontology annotation, biological process: cardiac muscle cell action potential involved in contraction; regulation of heart rate by cardiac conduction; sodium ion transport. The coding region runs from base 330 to 980 and encodes 216 amino acids. Gene Ontology annotation, cellular component: voltage-gated sodium channel complex. NCBI's taxonomy places the organism in Eukaryota, Metazoa, Chordata, Actinopteri, Scatophagidae. The record is from RefSeq and is a predicted model, not a curated record. The transcript has 5 exons.
UGGAUUCACACGCUCUAAAUAUAGCUGCCUUAAAGUCCAACAGGACUGCAGGGGAGAUUUGAAAGUACGGAGAAGAAACACAGAGGCUUAAGUUUGUUUGUUGUUUUUUUUUAAGUAAACAACAACGUGCUGAUGUUUCAUUUUUUGGCUUUUGUGUAGUGGAGCAGUGCUGAGUUGAUGGACUGGUUUGUCAUGAAGGAUUAAUCAGGACUCAAGAGGCAUUUUGUUAGUAACGUAACGUUAAUAAGCACAGUUAUUUCUCUGCAGUUUUACAUCCAGGAAAGCUCAGUAUUUUGUGCAGCAGCUGGCCAAAAGGUGCUCCAGCAGAAAUGAUAUGCCACUUGACUCUUGGAGUUGUCUUCAGUCUUCUUGUGUGUCAGUGUCACGGCGCAUGUUCGGAGGUGGACUCUCUGACCGAAGCCGUGGCAGGAGAAGGCUUCCUGCUGGGCUGCAUCUCCUGUAAAAGAAGGGAGGAGGUCUCUGCUCGAGCCACCGUGGACUGGCACUUCAGACCGCCAGGAGAGGAGGAGUUCAGGCAUAUUUUCCACUACGACCACCCCAUUGCUGACGUCCUCCAUGAAGACUUCAGCGACCGUCUGGACUGGCACGGCACACAAGACAGCGAUGUGUCGACAGGAACCAUUUACAUCCAUAAUGUGACCUUCAAUGACACGGGGACAUAUCGCUGCACGAUCCACCGCACCCUCAUCCUGUCGCAGUAUGAUGAGCAUGUCACUGUGGAGAAGGAGGUGGAGCUCAGCGUGGUGGCUGUAGCCAAUCAGGAGUUGACAGCAGUGAUUUCAGAGAUAAUGAUGUACGUGCUCAUCGUGGUUCUGCAGCUGUGGCUCAUUGUGACUCUGGUCUACUGUUACAAGAAGAUUUCUAAGGAGCAAGAAGCUCGCGAGGCCCGUAAAGCUCUCAAGGCCCAGGCAGAGCUGUUAGAAUCAAAAGACAGCUGUGACGGGGUGCAGCUGGAGUGACAUCACGGUUGAGUUCAUCUUUCACCAAUAAACACGUUUACGGCAUCUCAUUUAGGAACAUGUGAUAAUAGGACACAUAUGAACGCAUGUAAUUUCUGGGAUUUUUUUUGUUUUUCCUUUUGUGUCCAGCAGGUAAAAUCAUCUCUGCGAGAGUCAAGAUGUGUUAUUGUACCAAGACUCUGCUGUCAAAGACUCAUUUACUGUAUGAGAGGUUGAUUUUUAACGCCUCACUCAUAUAUAAAAUGUAUAUGGUUAACUGCAAAUGGAAGCUGAUGGCAGGUUGGAUGCCUUAAGACGCCUUAAGUCUGUGGGACGACUGAAGGCUUUGACGUUUGUAAAUUGAGCUCUCAGUGUGGGGAACUCAAUGAAUUUUUGUAUUGUUGUUGAAUUUGACAUCCAGACAUUCAAGCAAAAGUUGUUGCUGUUUCUACAGGACAAAAACAAUUCAUUAGUUAUCCAAAUGGCUGCUGCUGUUUUUUUUUUUGUUUAGUUUGUUUUUUUUAAAUCACUGACUUAUUUAAUCAGCCUGCUGAUUUCAGCCAGUCUGGUGGCUGAUGUGUGUACUGCACAAACCUCUAGAGCAACUAAUAUCCUCUUUUACAUCCGUUUUUGACCACACCACAAAUAUAUAUAUAAUGAUUUUACUGUUUGAAAAUUACACGUAGCAAACUUGGCCUCUAUAUUGAAUUAUGGCCAGCGUCAUAUCUUAAUCACACCAAAAAGAGAGUUUUUCAGUUUCAUUAAACCUCUCGGUAUCCGAGAAGUCUAUAAAUGAACUAAGACAAAGUCAGACUUAAAAACAGUUACUAAUGAUUUUGUCAGCGUUAAUUUUGACAACGAGCCAAUUAAUAAACAUGUUUGGAGGAAAUACAGCAUUGAUCUUCCGAACAAACUUUGUUCCCUGCUUGCCAAUCCCACUACACUACUACUACUACUGC